This is a messenger RNA of Penicillium canescens, 852 nucleotides long. Its product is annotated as FYVE zinc finger domain-containing protein. The transcript is spliced from 2 exons. Lineage: Eukaryota; Fungi; Ascomycota; Eurotiomycetes; Eurotiales; Aspergillaceae. The record is from RefSeq and is a predicted model, not a curated record. Gene Ontology annotation, biological process: protein targeting to vacuole; protein transport to vacuole involved in ubiquitin-dependent protein catabolic process via the multivesicular body sorting pathway. Bases 1 to 852 code for a protein of 283 amino acids. Gene Ontology annotation, molecular function: phosphatidylinositol-3-phosphate binding; ubiquitin binding; metal ion binding. Gene Ontology annotation, cellular component: ESCRT-0 complex.
AUGGCUACUCAUGUCUUGACCUCGACCAACCUCCCGGCCAACCAGAUCUCGGUCUAUGGCCAGCCUUCUCCUACCAACUCUGCCACCAACUCUGCUACCAACUCGGCUUCCAACUCGGCUUCCAAUACUCCCUCCAACAACUCCCCCACUUCUCCCCAUCUCACCACGGCUUCUCUGCACCAGCUCCCUCUGCAGUCCCGCCAGUUGCGUCCUCCCAAGGGCCCUCUCUAUGUCCCAGCUGCUCUCCGCCCGACCGAGCGCCCUCAGAAGUCGUCCCCUAUUACCCCACCGCGCAGCGUGCAUGGUUCCCUGGACAGCCUCAACGAGGAUUCCGUCGAACCCCUCAGCCGUCGCUUCACCAUGGAGAGCCAGUCCAGCAAUAUCAGCAAGGUCGCUCAGCACGAGUGGAUGAAGAACGAGUCCCUCGGUGAGGUGACUGGUCUUCCAACCCGUGAGCACUGGAAAGCGGACUCUGCUUCUUCGAACUGUGAUUCUCCUACCUGUCGCUCCUCUUUCGGUAUUUUCCUUCGUCGCCACCACUGCCGUCACUGCGGUCACGUCUUCUGCGCCUCUCACACUCCUCACCUCGUUCCACUUGACCAGAACGCUCGCUUCCACCCCGAGGGUGAGCCGUCUCGCGCUUGUGACCUCUGCUGGAGCGCCCACCAGCGCUGGGAGGAGAACCGUUCCGACCGUCUGAACAAGAUCCAGAACAACAUCGACGCUCAGCAGACCGGUGUCACCGUGCCCAACUCUGCCGAGGACAUGGACGCCAACCCCGAGGAACCCAAGGGCCAGACAGCCGAGGUCGCUGCCUCUGUUCCCCGUGACUGGAACUGGAGCACCUUCUGA